AUGGCUUCCCUCUACCAGCCAAGGCCGGUCCUCCCCUCUCAGGUCAUCCCACAUGCGCCAGAGUACGUCGACGCAAGACGGAACGUUCACGGAGGCAGCAGACAGCCUCUGCGGGAGGCGGCUGGCAACGCCCAAGCACACAGCUUCAACAGCAACAUCCCGUGUUACCAGACCCCCGUGUCUUCGCUGCCCCCGACUAUCCCAACUCAUAUCGUCCCCUCACAGUCCAUCGAGGUCUUCUACUCCAGGCUGCAGACUCCCCGCCACCAGCCUCGACAAGUUCGCAAGAGCCGGCAGGAUAUCAACCCUCUCUACUAUUGGCCGGCCUUUAAGCAGUACCGCAACCGACAAGCUCACAAGGACACGCAAAAGGACAAGGGCGGCGUCUGGCGCCGACCCGAGCUCGAAGAUGCCUUUGUCGACUCCGUGCUGCUUAUGCCUCACAUGGGCCGGCGCAAGUUCUCCAUGGGAGGGAAGCUCCAUGGCCGAAACAUGCUCAUCAGCGAGUACAUCUUCGUCAUCUGCGUGGCGCUGCUUGGAGACAAAGAAAUCUUCCGCAUUGACAACAGCAAUGACAGCAUCGAGCAGAUGGGACGCAAACAAGUGUCUAGUCACAUGCAAGUUGUCAAGAAGUUUUUCGAAGACCUCCGAUGCUUUCACUUUCUUUUUCCUUCUGAAGAGAAGAAGGAACCCGGAUCUACCAACUCUGACGAUUAUUACGAUGAAGAAGGCCAGGAGUCGUUCAAGUCGAACCCCAUCCUCACGGCGUUGGCCGAGGGCCGUGUGCCCGAAGUGCGGCCCAACUAUGAGUACUUCUCGCAGCUGCUUUCGCUGCAAGGGCUGAUCACGGUGCGGCCCAAGACGUGCGAGAUCUAUGUGUCGUCGGCAGAGAUCAAGAUCCGGGACGACGUGGCCUACGACGCAAACAACACGCCCCUGGACCAAGCUUCGUUUCCUCACCUGAACAAGUACACCAACUGCGACGACUUCCCCGAUGCCCUGGGCAAGGACGUGCUGCUGCACGAGUACACUCGGUCGCUGGACCGAGCGACGUCAGCAUGCCUCAAGACGGUGACCCGGCGAUGGCAAAAGGACGCGCCGGCCAUGUACGAGACGCUGGACCUGCCAACGCGCGACGAGGAGUGCCUGCUGCUGGAGGUGUGCUCGACGCUGGAGCUGCACGAGCACGCAAAGUUCCCCUCGGGAUCCGAGCUCACGGGCUUUGUUGAGGUGGCCAUCACGCAGCCGGAGCUGCAGCACCAUCACUGGAAGUGCGUCACCCGAUUGACGCGACCGGAUGAGCUGUACGGCGACGACUCGAAGCGCGGCGUCUACACCAAUGAGAGCGGCAUCCACCACCGGGGCUGCAGCGACUCCAAGAUGAACGACUGCAAUUGCCACAUGCGGCCCCGGCAGGACAUCCACGUGCCCUUUCCUGCGGUCGAGUGGGCCAGCAUCCUGAGCACGGCCGUGCAAUAUCCUGACGUGGAGCACCAGCGGAAGCGGGAGAAGCGCCACGAGGCCAAGAAGCAGCACGAUCUGGAUAGGGCCGGCAGCAAGCGAAAGCGAUCCGAGGACGAGGGCGACGCCGCAUCGUGGAGCCGCCGCGAGCCAACGGGCAGCGACCUGAUCUGCAAGGUGGCCAUGUACCAGGAGCUGUGGUCGCGGGCGCCCGACUCGACGCAGUGGAAGAGGCAGGCCAUCAUCUUCUGGCGCUUCAACACCACGAACCAGUGGUACAAGUACAGCCCCGUGUUCAAGCCGUCGGGCACCUCGUGGCGCUGGCUCACCAUCAACGACCCCAUGUCGCGAUAUCACCAACAGAAGGCGCUCAUCUACCCCUCAUCCUCGUCCUCGUCCGCCGCCGGCGCCGUGCCCAGGGACGCCGUCAUGUCACCGACGCCCAGUGUGAGCCAGCAGCUGGCGGGCAUCAUGAACGAGAACCUGAGCUCGGCGUGGGCAAGCGGCGCGCAGGUGCCCCCGGUCCAGACAAACAUGAACGUGUUUGACUUUCCAACGGGGCUGGCCACACCACCGCCGACGGCGACCGUCCAUGGCCCCUACGCGGGCGGGAGCUUUGACCCUGUGAACAGCUACCUGCCAACAGUGAGCGGCACCACGGUGGGCGGCGCGGCGAAUGAGCGAUCGCACUCCCACUCGCUGGCGUUGGCUCACGGGCCCUCGUACUUUGAGGGCCAGGCAGGCUUCGCGGACAUGAAGCCCAUGACGGCGCCGCAGUAUCUCGCCGCGACGACGGCUGCCCCCCUGGAUCUGGCCUCGCAGCUGGCAUUCGACGACACGGCCGCCAUCCAGGGGUGGGACAUGGCGCCUCUCGAUGCUUGGCCCGGCCCAGCCUCUGCGACAUCCGCCGCGGGCGGCGGCGAUUGGGCGACUGCCACUGCCUCGACCCUGCCCAAGGCGGAGCCCAGUGACCACUCGGUGAUUUGGAACCCUAGCCAAUGGGACAUGCCGGCAUCUGCGGUUGGGGGCGAACACGAUGACAGCCCAAGGGCUAUGAAGAGGAGGCGAACAGAGCCCUCGAUGAACACGCAUGUGCCUCUUCCAGGGGCGUGGUAA
Trichoderma reesei QM6a is the source of this 2577-nucleotide messenger RNA. RefSeq lists its product as hypothetical. Gene Ontology annotation, molecular function: DNA-binding transcription factor activity, RNA polymerase II-specific; RNA polymerase II cis-regulatory region sequence-specific DNA binding. The record is from RefSeq and is a predicted model, not a curated record. Lineage: Eukaryota; Fungi; Ascomycota; Sordariomycetes; Hypocreales; Hypocreaceae. The transcript has 3 exons. Gene Ontology annotation, cellular component: transcription regulator complex. The coding region runs from base 1 to 2577 and encodes 858 amino acids. Gene Ontology annotation, biological process: regulation of transcription by RNA polymerase II.